UUGGUGUAUAUACCUUGUAAGACAAGCAUCUCACAAGGUAUAUACUGUGAGAUAUUAUAACCAUGACCACGGGAAAACGCUAAACACGUAGCGGGUCAAUUAGAACCAGUGGGGAACGGGAGACAGACUUGAUCCGAGGAAGCGAAGAGUAGCUCUAAUUCCUUGAAUCAAGAAUCCUUCAUCAGUGUCAAGGCAGCGUCCUACAAGAGUCAUCAAGGUUGCUCUACACCUGUAUACAUUCAAAAAUAGCUUUAAUCUCUAAAAUAUAAAUCAAUGUAAACUCUUAGUUUAUAUACAUUGAUAUACACCUUUCAGUGUAUAUACCUUAUCAGAAGCACUAUGAAUUCUUUAUAAUAUAUAAACUAUAUCGUAGAUAGUUAGCAAACUCGCAUGACUACAUAUAACGUUACAUAACAGGUGAUAUAUACAUCGAGAGAUGUAUAUCUCUUAGUGUAUAUACACUGGAAGUUUACCCUGAUCCCUAAUUUAAAGAUUAAAGUAUUCUCAGAUGGCGGGUAAGAGGUUAAAGGUAGCCUUAUUGACCCUCUUAAGUGGUUGAUAGUCUUAGUACACUUGACCUAGCAGACUGGAGCAGACUGACCCGGUCAUCGGUCAAGUGUAUACAACCUCUCAUACACUCGACCCUCAUGAGUUUACUCAAGGGUGAGGUGAAGGAAUGUGAGAGGGAGAGUGAAGCCAGGGUGUGGUAUCCACCUCCCGACACAUUGGGAAGGUCCUACCUGCUCUCACUACCUAAUUACUCCCUGGACACCUGGCAGGAACUCUGUAUUGAUCCCCGUGAUCCCACAACCUUCCCAGAGUAUAAAACUGGGGAGUAUGGCGUCCCAGAAGCUCAGAGAAAUCCUUUAAAUCCGCAGAUACAAGUGCAGGCUGGGUCAAGUGGCUUUCACGACUCUGGAAAUCUUCCACAAUCCUCUCUAGAAGCGCAUCUAGUAGCAACUCAACCCCAACCCUCAAGUUAUAUACAAAUGCCUCUAAACUAUAUACAGCCUCAGAUAACUUCACAUUCGGGCAUAAUACAACUAGAAAGCUUCAGAAAUACUGAGGUAAGCAGUGUUCAGCACCCGAGGCUCCUCAGACUGGGUCUCCCACACACGCUGCUGGAUCUUCCUCACAACGAGCAACCACAAGAACUUGGAGUGACUGAGUCACAUCUCGGAGCACACGACCUGCCUGCCUCUGAUCUAAAUACACACCUCCGGGUCGGUCUUCUUGACCUGGUCUAUGACAAACCCAACAACAGGACACCACACCACCUUCUUCGUUGGUUCGGAACCAUAUACACCAUGUUGUUGGAGGUGCUGUUUUACAUGCAGUCGCUGUUCGUCGCUCCGUGUGCUAUCUGUUGCUGGGCUGUCUGCUUCGGCUGUCUUACCUUCAUGAAUGUGUGGGUGCUGACGCCGGUGAUGUCAGUUUUGGAGAAUGUGUGUAGGAUGUUGGAGAUGGUGAUGGAGGUGGUGUGUUGGGGCUGUGUCUCUCCUGUGGCCAAAAACUGCGGCCUUAUCCUCUCCAGGAUCCAUAUCACUCAUGUUCGCAUCCGUCCAACGAUCGCUAGGCACUUCUUCCACAGAGACUGGGAUUAGGAGGGGAAGUGAGAUUCCAAUCACUUACUCGAAUUUAUGUGGGUGAAGUCUAGCACUUGGUCUUCAAAUUAGCAUGGAUAAUGCUGAUGUGUGGAUUAGUAAUAGUGGAUUGCAGUUUGCUUCGUCGACCAGGAUUUAUGAGUGUUUGUCAGAACGUGUUAAUAACUGGUCUUGACUGGUGGUGUUGCAUUGGUAGUUGUUAAUUAAUAGGUGUGAGUGUAUGAGUCAAUUAGUGGCUAUGGACUGCUAAGAAUGGAUUAACAAUGAUUGUCAUUUAUUUUGAGUUAACGUAAAAAUACCAUAUAACAAAAUGCUUGAAAUAACAUAAUUACACCAUGACUGAAUUUACAUGACAAGAUUAACCCAUUCGAGGAAUUGUCUAUAGAUUAAUGAGGCUUCUAUAAGGUUGGUUUCUAUAACGUAUAACCUUAUAGUUAUGCUCAAGACUAUUGUAUAUUGUUAUGAUCAAGAUCCCAGUGGAUAUAAAUCACAUUGACUAUUGGAGUAUCCUAAGUCGAGUCUACUAUAUUUGCUACAUAUGUCUGCGUAUAACAUAUAUGUGUUAAAAAUGGUAUAUAAUUUUCAACACAUAUAUGUGGUCAUCCCUCAGUCCCAGGCUGAGGGACUGACCAUCUAGAAUACUUUUCCUCCAAGGUUGAUGAACUGAUUACAUCAUCUUUAUUUUACUACUACACCUAUUCCUUCUGCAUUUGACUGAAGAAGCUUACUGUGCAGGUGAAACGUUUCAUCAAUAAAUAUACCCAAUUGUUGCACAAGUGUCUUAAUCUAUAAUAUAUAUGUGCCCUCAA
This is a messenger RNA of Cherax quadricarinatus, 2413 nucleotides long. RefSeq lists its product as uncharacterized. Gene Ontology annotation, biological process: caveola assembly. Lineage: Eukaryota; Metazoa; Arthropoda; Malacostraca; Decapoda; Parastacidae. Gene Ontology annotation, cellular component: plasma membrane; caveola. Gene Ontology annotation, molecular function: molecular adaptor activity. The record is from RefSeq and is a predicted model, not a curated record.